GAUCCCCCGUGUAAGAGUGAGGAGGAGGAGGACAUACCAGGAGAUGUCAUCACAGCAGAAAAUCCCAGUACAAAUUCUGAAGGAAAUUUGUUGUCACUAAAUUAUAAAGUAGAAGAUGAAGAUAUGCAGCGCUCUUCAGGAGAAAAUAUUAAUGUACAUCCAGGACUUCACAGUACAUAUAAUCUUUCUAAUCAUGAGGAACUUUCUCUUGACCAGAAAGAGGGUGAAAUGUUUCACUGUGGUAAAGAGUUCACAAAAAGAUCAAGUCUUUCUACAUAUAGAAGAAUUUGCACCGGAGAGAAGCCAUACUCCUGUUCAGAAUGGGGGGAGUGCUUUACAGAUAAAACACAUCUUGUUAGACAUAAAAAAAGCCACAUAGGAGAGAUGUUUAAGUGUUCAGAAUGUGGACAAGGUUUUAAAAUCAAAUAUAAUCUUAUUAUACAUGAGAGAAUUCACACAGGAGAGAAACCAUUUUCAUGUUCAGAAUGUGGGAAAUGUUUUACUAAUAAAUCAAAUCUAGUUAUACAUGAGAGAAGUCACACAGGACAGAAGCCAUAUUCAUGUUCAGAAUGUGGGAAAUGUUUUACUAAUAAAUCAAAUCUAGUUAUACAUGAGAGGAGAAAUCACACAGGAGAGAAGCCAUAUUCAUGUUCAGAAUGUGGGAAAUGUUUUACACAAAAAUCAGAUCUUGUUAGACAUGAGAGACAUCACACAGGAGAGAAGCCAUAUUCAUGUUCAGAAUGUGGGAAAUGUUUUACACAAAAAUCAAAUCUAGUUAUGCAUGAGAGAAAUCACACAGGAGAGAAGCCAUAUUCGUGUUCAGAAUGUGGGAUAUGUUUUAAAGAUCAAUUAGGUCUUGUUAGACAUAAGAGAAGAAGUCACACAGGAGAGAAGCCAUAUUCGUGUUCAGAAUGUGGGAAUUGUUUUACAAAUAAAUGGAAUCUAGUUAUACAUGAGAGAACUCACACAGGAGAGAAGCCAUAUUCAUGUUCAGAAUGUGGGAAAUGUUUUACACAAAAAUCCAAUCUAGUUAUACAUGAGAGAAGUCACACAGGAGGGAAGCCAUAUUCGUGUUCAGAAUGUGGGAAAUGUUUUACAAUUAAAUCAAAUCUAGGUAAACAUGAGAGAACUCACACAGGAGAGAAGCCAUAUUCCUGUUCAGAAUGUGGGAAAUGUUUUACACAAAAAUCUGAUCUUGUUAGACAUAAGAGAAGUCACACAAAAGAGAAGCCAUAUUCGUGUUCAGAAUGUGGGAAAUGUUUUACACAAAAAUCAUAUCUAGUUAUACAUGAGAGAAGUCACACAGGAGAGAAGCCGUUUUCGUGUUCAGAAUGUGGGAAAGGCUUUAAAAUCAAAUCACAUCUUGUUAUACAUGAGAGAAUUCACACAGGAGAGAAACCAUUUUCAUGUUCAGAAUGUGGGAAAUGCUUUAGAAAGAAAUCAAAUCUAGUUAUACACAAGAGAACUCACACAGGAGAGAAGCCAUAUUCAUGUUCAGAAUGUGGGAAAUGUUUUACACAAAAAUCUAAUCUUGUCACACAUCAGAGAAGUCACGCAGGAGCAAAUUUAUGAAAUCAGCAGAUUCCAUUUGGGUACAAAUAAAUUCAAACCAAAGUGAGAGUGCUCAGAUUGCCCUAAUAAAUUGUGAAUGACAUUCUGAAGUCUUGUAGGGUUUUAACGUCAAGGCAGCAUUGGCAGUCUUAAAGUGGCAGUGAAAUAUAUAGAUAUGGAUAACAGACGGUGGCCGGUGGUAAUAAGCAAACUGUUUAACAACACAUUGCUCUUUUGGCUUUGUUAUGCUUUUUAACCACUUUAAGGACCACAGGUUUAUACCCCCCUAGUGACCAGGCCCUUUUUUUUACAAAUCGGCACUCCACAACUUUAACAGUUUAUUGCUCGGU
This is a messenger RNA of Bufo gargarizans (Asiatic toad), 1901 nucleotides long. Its product is annotated as zinc finger protein OZF-like. Lineage: Eukaryota; Metazoa; Chordata; Amphibia; Anura; Bufonidae. Gene Ontology annotation, biological process: negative regulation of transcription by RNA polymerase II; regulation of immune system process; regulation of cytokine production. The record is from RefSeq and is a predicted model, not a curated record. The transcript is spliced from 2 exons. Bases 124 to 1572 code for a protein of 482 amino acids.